Zingiber officinale is the source of this 1098-nucleotide messenger RNA. RefSeq lists its product as uncharacterized. The transcript is spliced from 2 exons. The coding region runs from base 114 to 530 and encodes 138 amino acids. NCBI's taxonomy places the organism in Eukaryota, Viridiplantae, Streptophyta, Magnoliopsida, Zingiberales, Zingiberaceae. The record is from RefSeq and is a predicted model, not a curated record.
CCCCCUCUUAACUCAUUCCCUCAUCUCCUUGCUCUACUUCGUCGCGGUGCCACCGCCACCUCCAGCGCUAUAGCUGCUUCCGUGCCCCAACUUCUCUGCUUCUUCUGAGAGACAUGGUGAAGGAGCGGGUGAUCACGGUGGAGUACUUGGAGCCGUCCAUGUCGCUCGAGCUCCUCGGCAAGUUCCCAGACAACGCUGCCUUGGGCUUCGACUACUCCCAGAGUGGCAUUUGGUCUCCCCUGCUCCCCCGCGGACGCCAUGCCCCUGCUUCCCUCCUCCGCAGCCAGGUCCGCAAGAAACUCUUAUACGGAUCUCCGAUGACCAUCCGGAAAGUGAAGGCAAAGUUUUCUAACAAGAAGAAGAAGCAGAGUGCUAACGGGAAGAACCUGGACUUCACUCAGAUUCCUUCCCCUAAACUUGUAUGCCCAUUCUGGAAUUCAGUUUGCUGGAAGAGAGUGCUGAGAGCAGCAGCCAAACGUUUCAAAAUUCCUGGGAAAUCGCCAUUGCAGAUGGUGCCGCCUACCUCAUGAAGGAUUUGAGAAAUUUUCAGUACGAUCAUACACGUCACACAUGAAGAACAAUGAUGAUGUGCCCAAACUGCAAUUUGUCUAAUUUAGGUGUGAAGGAGAGAAAAGGUUGAUCGAUGAUGAUGCUUUUAGGUUCAAUAUAAAGGAAUCAAAUGCUUUGUGUUUUAGAAAAUGGAAGGAAGAAUAAAGUGUGGUGCUACCUGUCGCAAAAGCCGCUUUAGUUUGGAUGAAUUCUAAUCACAUUUAACUGGAUUUUAGCGUGCUGAUGGAUGAUUAUUUAAAACUGUCCCAAGUCAACGACGUCAACCAUAAGAAAGAUUGUCCAUUUUAGUGGAUUAUGUUCUUGCUUUUCUACUUUUUCUUUAUUGGGUGCCAUUAGCACUGUUAGCCAACUGUUCGUCUGCAGUGGAAGGAUUAUUAUUUCAACUCAAACUGUAGAUUAUUAUUUGUUUGCUGAUUAUUUCAAAGUUUCAUCAGCAAUCUCUAUUUAUUCUCUAAAUAUGCAUUUGAUAUAUUUGUAGGUUCGGAAAAAAUUUAUACUACCAAAAUUCAAAAUGACAAUAAUGAUAUU